AUGCAUUAUGAAAUUUAUUACCAAACAGCCCAUUACCCCAGCGAGGUGUGGCGCAAUAUCCUCCAUGUCAUCUUUGCCAUUGGUGCGAUUCACACUCUUCGUACAAAUGCUCAAGCUGGUGUCGUUGAAAGCGAUCAUGUUAUGUUCGCAUUCCGUUCAGGAGCGCUAGGUCGGACAUCAACAUUUCUUGUGGAUAUUCCAUCUUUGGAACAACUUCAAUGGGCUGCAAUCAGCGGACUGUAUUAUCUUGCGAGUUAUCACAUCAAUAGAGCGUGGAAUUUAAUCGGUCUAGCAGUACGUUUUGGGCAUACUCGGGCUCUUCAUCUAGUCAAAUCAAAUACAGACCUUUCAGAAAGCGAGCAAGAAUUAGAAUUGAGAGUCUGGCACGCUAUCAGCUCAAUGGAACGAUUCAUCUGCGUCUUCACGGGGCGCCCUUCCUCACUUCAGGAUCGUUUUACAAGUAUUCGUUUCCCCCGCACAGUUGAACUUACAUUCGCAGGACCCCUUGCAUAUAUGGCCUCGCUGGAGACUCAAGCAGCGAUGGCAGCAAUAUGUCCGCCUUCUAAUGUCACCACGAGAACCACCUCUUCUAUACCACCAUGGACCAUCUUCAUACGGAGUCUCCACCUAGAUUUAAUUAUCGCCGAGGCUUUGGAGGAGCUGUAUAGUCCCUGCACAGUCAAUAGAACUUGGGCUGUCGUGCAGAAUUUAGUGUUUGAUUUAGACAGGAAGCUCACCCAAUGGAAGGACGACCUUCCCCCUGGAGUUCUGGACCUUUCGCCAGCUUCCGAAGGACUGUUACCCAUGCAUGAACGCAUGUAUCUUUACCUUCGCUUUUAUGGAGCAUGCAUUCUCAUCAACCGCCCAUGUCUCUGUGAGGCUCAACAAUUAAGCAGCGCAAUUCCAUCCCAGUCCGCUUCUUCGAAGAGAAUGGAUCAAGACGCCGCAGUCCGUUGUUUAUCUGCCGCUCGGAAUUUAAUUAAACUCCUCCCUCAAAACGUCCAGCCAGUUGAGCUCUACCUCACCACUCCUUGGUGGUGUAUACUGCAUUAUAUAGUGCAGGCUGGUACUAUUCUGAUAAUAGAAUUAUCAAUGGAUAUCUUUCACCUGCCCAACGAAACCAAAAAUUUGAUUGAAGAGUCAUCUUUUGUUCUCAGGUGGUUACAAGCGUUGUCAGGAACUAGCACCCCCGCCCGUCGAGCCCAUAUUAGCCUAAGUCGUCUGUUGCGCCUUGCACUUUUCAAAAUAGGUAGGGAUAAUCACCCAACUGCAAUGCAAUUUAUGGACGAAGACACGUCAAUGGGCCCGUUGGCUGGCCCCACAAGUACAAUCACCUUCAGCCCUCAGUCCUUCAUACCCAAUACAGUAUCUGCAGGGUGGCAAGAAUAUGGAAUCGACUUGAAACUCUCGAAUCACCGCUCCUCCCUUCAAGGACCUGGUCCUUAA
Messenger RNA from Histoplasma mississippiense, 1446 nucleotides. RefSeq lists its product with no specific name. The record is from RefSeq and is a predicted model, not a curated record. The transcript has 3 exons. Bases 1 to 1446 code for a protein of 481 amino acids. NCBI's taxonomy places the organism in Eukaryota, Fungi, Ascomycota, Eurotiomycetes, Onygenales, Ajellomycetaceae. Gene Ontology annotation, molecular function: DNA binding; zinc ion binding. Gene Ontology annotation, biological process: DNA-templated transcription.